UUGGUAAUAAAAAAUACAUGUAACUCGUGGUAACGCAACUUUAAAUGUUUUUUUUUUUACAUGAUAAAAAUAAUAAUAAUAAAUUGUUAAGUGAAAUAUUUUGAUGAGUAAUUAAAACAAUGGAUCCAUUGAAUGUCACAAAGAAUUCAAACAAAAUGUAUGGUUCAAAUGAAGACUCUGAUUUUGCAAUGAUAAGGCGAAUUAAAAUGGAGCCAGAAACAAUACUGACACAUGAAGAAGAUAUUAUGGCACAGUUACAUCAAGAGAGUUCUGAUUUAGAAGUCGAGCCAAGUUUUGUUAUGGGACCAGGUAACGAUGAUGACUGCAGCAAUGACGAUAUUUACAUGCAGCAUAUGGAUAUCAGAGAGCCUUUAUCCACAUUAAGAAUUUUAUUGGAACAGAAAUUAGGCAUUGAAUUAAAAGAUUAUCAAUUUUGGCUUCAAGAUGCCCAAGUGUUGGAAUGCCAUAAAAAUUUAGUUGAUCAAUGUGUCCAAGGUGAAGGACUCGUCCAAGUGAAUGUACAAAUAAAUAUUCCCCAGAAAAAAAUAAACAUCGUUGAUGUUUUAAAACCAGCUGAAGAUUAUGUUCAAGUAGUAGACGACCAAUCUCCAGUACCUGUACAAGAAGAUAAAAAAGUUAUUAAAUGGAUGGUAGACGUUCAAUAUAAACAAGAACAAGAACGUUUAAAAAUACCCGCGGAUCCAGCAGAGUGGUCACAAACUCACGUAAAACAUUGGCUCCAAUGGGCUGUAAGACAAUUUAAUCUCGCGUCAAUCCGUUUAGCCGAUUGGAAUAUAACAGGUGCUCAGCUUUGCGGUCUUACUAUUGAAGAAUUCCAAGCAAAAGUACCAAUUGACAAAGGCGACAUAUUCUGGACCCACUUAGAAUUGUUACGGAAGUGUAAACUAGUCACCGUCAUUCAAAAGGAUCAAGUGACGAGUGAGAGCCUACAGGAAAAUAAUAAGGCCAUGAAAAUACGUAAUCAAAAACCGGCGAAGGCACGAGUAGUUAUAAACCAGCAUUCGCGAUUAAUGGGUUUACCAUUGACAGAACCAACGCCUCAAGUACCUUCGGCAACGUCGAGCCGUGUUGUUAAUAGCAGUCAAAUACAAUUAUGGCAGUUUUUAUUAGAAUUACUGACGGAUCGCGAGCACAAGGAAUAUAUUGAGUGGGUUGGAGCUGACGGUGAAUUUAAAUUACACAAGCCCGAUAAAGUCGCUAAUUUGUGGGGUAAACGUAAAAAUAAACCCUCGAUGAAUUAUGAAAAAUUAAGUCGCGCUCUUCGUUAUUAUUACGAUGGUAAUAUGAUUUCAAAAGUUCAGGGUAAAAGAUUUGUCUAUAAAUUUGAUUGUGAUUUAAAAAAUCUGCUUGGCUAUUCUGCUAAGGAACUGAGUAAUAUCGUUAACGAAACCCCGAAAUAUUGCUGAUUACUAAAUCAUUAUUAUUUUUUUUUUUCAUAAGCUAGUGGCUAGAUACAUUAAUUCAACAAAAAAAAAAAAAUACAUUUUUACACAGAAAAAAAAAAUUUUUUGGCGCAAAAAAAUUUUUAUUCGACCAUAGAAACUUUUUUUUAGUUACAAUAAAAUUUUUGUCUUCAAUUCAAAAUGUAAAAAAUUUAUUGCGCCGAGAAAUACUUUUUUUUAUGUGUAAUUGUAACACAUACAUCAUAUUAAAUUAUAUCACAAUGUUACUAUAGUUAUUAUUAUUAUUAAUAUAAAUAUUUGUGUAUUUUUGUAUAAUUGUAAUACA
Microplitis mediator is the source of this 1749-nucleotide messenger RNA. RefSeq names its product DNA-binding protein Ets97D (gene Ets97D). Gene Ontology annotation, cellular component: nucleus. Gene Ontology annotation, biological process: regulation of transcription by RNA polymerase II; cell differentiation. The record is from RefSeq and is a predicted model, not a curated record. NCBI's taxonomy places the organism in Eukaryota, Metazoa, Arthropoda, Insecta, Hymenoptera, Braconidae. Gene Ontology annotation, molecular function: sequence-specific DNA binding; DNA-binding transcription factor activity, RNA polymerase II-specific. The coding region runs from base 120 to 1427 and encodes 435 amino acids. The transcript has 6 exons.